Molecule: messenger RNA, 2264 nt
Organism: Xiphophorus couchianus (Monterrey platyfish)
Lineage: Eukaryota; Metazoa; Chordata; Actinopteri; Cyprinodontiformes; Poeciliidae
Gene: hdc
Product: histidine decarboxylase
Exons: 12
Coding region: 125-2137 (670 amino acids)
Biological process (GO): L-histidine catabolic process; histamine biosynthetic process
Cellular component (GO): cytoplasm
Molecular function (GO): pyridoxal phosphate binding; histidine decarboxylase activity
Source: RefSeq, a predicted model, not a curated record
UACUCAGGGCGUGUUCCUCACAACGACGUCUAUAUAGUCCUGUGAUCCCUGAUGCCGAGUACACAACACAUCUCUGCAGCCAGUUGUAGCUCUGCUCAGUUAAAGAGAGGACUCGUCUCCAAAAAUGCAGGUUGAGGAAUACAAUCGCAGAGGUAAGGAGCUGGUGGACUACAUCACAAAGUACCUGAGCUCUAUCAGGGAGAGGAGAGUCAUCCCAGACGUGAAGCCCGGCUACAUGAGGGAGCUGCUUCCUGAAGCUGCGCCCACCGAACCGGAGGACUGGGAGGACAUCUUCAACGACGUUGAGAAAGUCAUCAUGCCUGGGAUGGUUCACUGGCAGAGCCCUCACAUGCAUGCCUAUUACCCCAGUCUGACCUCAUGGCCCUCCAUGUUGGGGGACAUGUUAGCCGACGCCAUCAAUUGUGUGGGAUUCAGUUGGGCCUCCAGCCCAGCCUGCACAGAGCUGGAAAUGAAUGUGAUGGACUGGUUGUGCAAAGCGCUGGGUCUUCCCUUUUUCUUCCUGCAUCAUCAUCCUGACAGCAUGGGUGGAGGUCUGCUGCAGAGCACAGUCAGUGAGGGGACACUAGUUGCUCUUCUGGCGGCUCGGAAGGACAAAAUCCUGCAGCUGAAGACCGAGCUGGACCAGGAAGUGGACGACUCUGUUCUCAACUCAACACUGGUGGCCUACGCUUCAGACCAGGCCCAUUCGUCAGUCGAGAAGGCAGGUCUGAUCGCUCUGGUGAAGAUCAGGUUUCUUCCCGCAGACGAGAAGCUGUCUCUGAGAGGAGAAACUCUGAAGCAAGCCAUUCAAGAGGACAGGAGACGGGGCCUCGUUCCUUUCAUGCUGUGUUCAACUCUAGGAACGACAGGAGUGUGUGCAUUCGACAAGCUCUCCGAACUGGGACCAAUCUGUGAAGAAGAGGGACUCUGGCUUCAUGUUGAUGCUGCCUAUGCCGGCUCAGCCUACUUCUGUCCGGAGCUACGCUGGUCCCUGGAGGGCAUUGAGUUCGCAGAGUCUUUUGUUUUCAACCCUUCUAAGUGGAUGAUGGUUCACUUUGACUGCACAGCUUUCUGGGUAAAGAACAAACAUAAACUCCAGCAGACCUUCAGUGUGGAUCCCGUCUACCUCAGACAUGAAAACUCGCGGGCAGCCACAGACUUUAUGCACUGGCAAAUUCCCCUCAGCCGGCGUUUCCGAUCUCUGAAGCUUUGGUUCGUCAUGCGCUCCUUUGGGCUGAAAAACCUCCAGGCUCAUGUCAGACAUGGCAUUGAGAUGGCGAAACUCUUGGAGUCUCACAUAAGGAGUGACCCAAAUUUUGAGGUUCCCGCUGAGAGACACCUUGGCUUGGUGGUUUUCUGUCUGAAAGGAGGAAACGCUUUGACCCAGGAGCUGCUGAGGAGACUGACCCGUUCUGGCACCAUGUACCUCAUCCCAGCAGAAAUCCACACAAAACGCAUCAUUCGGUUCACAGUGACUUCACAGUUCACCACGGCAGAUGAUAUCCUCAAGGACUGGGCCUUUAUUUCUAAAACUGCUACCACUCUGCUCGCUGAGAAGCAUGGCUUCAACAAAGCCGACCAGCUGAGAUACGGCGAGCCAAAGGCGGCAGGGAAAGAAGAGAAUCCAGAUCCCCACCUGGACGCCAUGGCUGACGAAAAGGAAGAUGUUGUCACCCAGCUAGAGAAAGCUCAGAUAGAUCUGUGGAUCGACAAAGCUUGGAAUCGACCCAGAAGGCCGAUGCGCUCCCUCAGCUGCAGCAGCGAGCCCCUGCCCUACUGGGCGCUGUUUAGCUUUGACUGUGAAACGACACCUGGUCUGAAGGAUGGAGCACAUGGCCUCCCUGUGCCGUCAGCCACAGAAUCCGGCCCUGUGUCGACACUCGCCGAGAUGCCUUCAAGUCUUCCGAGGAAGCAGGUCCUGAAAAAGCUUACAAAGUUCUACAGUGUUCCCAGUUUCUGCAACCAGUGGGCCCAGUGCAGCAGACACCCGGUAAACUGCCCUCUGAAGGUCGCGCACGCCAGUCAAAAACCCCUCUCCUCCAGCUGCAGGAGGGUGAACUGCAUGCUCUCUUCUCCUGCUGCAAACAUGCCUUCUACCUCGCCACUGGAAAGUGCCAAUGGUGCUGAACCUCAAUAACUCUCAAAUCAAUGAGCAGCAAUUCAGUCAGCUCACAACCUUCAACAAUGUCAACAAAAAUACAUUUUUGUACACUUUGUGUCUUCUUUGUUUUUAUUUCCAAUAAAAGUACACCCCGCUCACCGUU